CUAAACACAGCACUACACAGAGAGUACUGCACAGCACGAUGGUUCUUACGAAGUGUCAUUUACGACACGUGUGUUUUUAUUAAGCAACUGUAUUUUCUUUGAAUUGUUUUUAUAGUUUUGAAUUUAGGAAGAGAAAUGGAAGCAGAUGUUCCUACGAAAGUAAACUCUGUCGAGGUUAUACGGGAGGCCUUGAGAGAAUUAAGCUACGCGGAAAGAAAAGAGCACCGUAUACAAAUACUGAACAAAAACCGUGUGACUUUGGGUAACAUUGUAUUGGACUCAGCUUUUACGCCAGAAUUCGUUAUCGAAAAGGCGAAAGCACUUAAGAAGAAACAGAUAUCGACAGAGGAGUACAAGCAGUUACAAAACGCUCUUAUUCAGGGCGAGGAGAAUGUGACAGCAUUUCUGAAAGUGCAGAGUAUAAUAAUUUCCUUGGUACGUGAUUUGUGCAGUCCUAAUCCUGUUCUGCAGUUAUCUGCCAUCAGUUGCUGUUGCAACAUAGCGCUGGGAAAUCCCAAGGCUUGUACUAUAUUAACAAAACACAUUGCGCCAUAUCUUAUCACAGAAUUGGAUUGUUAUCCAAACUAUCCUCUAUUGGAAGUUUGCAUGUGGACAGUAGGGAAUUUGGUAGCCGAAAGCAGGAGAUCUUUUGAAAUUCUUCAAGCGCACGAUUGUUUAAAAUAUAUUACAUCACUGAUACACAAUUGCGAUAGCACCAUUUUGGCUUCGGUAAUAUAUGCAGCUGUCCACUACGUACACAUUGGUUUUAAACAUAUCCCUGAAAAUGAAAUGGUUGAACUUGUUAAGACUUGUACAGAGAGGAUUGUCUCCUUUGAAAAUCCAUACUUUAUUUGGCUGCUAGCUCUAUUGUCCUCUCAUGCUGUCUGCAACACAUAUUUAUAUAAUACAGUACCUUUGAUGCUAGAUUACUUACAUCAAAACACUGCAAACAACAUCACUGCUGUAACAGAGAUCACAGCGUGUAUAAGAAUAUUAGCCAACACUGUUAGUGAAAAAUCUGGGCAAUUAGCCAAAUUUCUUUUUAGCAAUCCAAAGUAUGAAGAAACAAAUUCUGAGAUGUUAAACAGACUACUAUCGUGCCAACACUUACACGUUAGGAAGGAAACUUUAUGGUUAAUAGGCAACCUAUACAACCAUAACUGCUCCGAUGUACAAAAAAUUGUACAAGAUAUUAUACCCAAACUGUCGUUUAUCAAACAAGCAGUUCUCUCUACAACGCAACAAACUAUGACCAUAAGUACAGAUUUAACCAUUUGAGCAGGUAUACCAUGCUUUGCAACGUAUCAAUAACAGUAUUUACAUGUAUACAUAUACAUAUAAUAUUAUUUAGCACUAAUUGUAAAUGGUAAAACGCCUUUCCAGACUUUCUAUCCCGAGAGCAUACUUGUAUACAGCGUUUCGAUACAAAAAUAUUAAAAUUGUUAUUAUACAAUAUAAACUACGCUCGUUAUCAAUUACACAACAACCUAUUGCGAUAAGAUUAUCAUCUUAAUAAUUCAUUUUGACAGGAAUAAAUUCUCGUCGUAUUCCAAUGGAAGUAUGGUCGUCCCUCGUAACGUCUUGUAUACAAGGUACUUUCACUAGAUUGAAAUAAAUGUGGCCCAUAAUGUCUGCCGUUGAAUGCCUACUCGCCUUCAAGCAGCGGUACAGUGCCUCGUCGCAGGUGCAGUGCGAUCUGCGAAGGUGAGAACAAGACUUAUAUGUAUAUUCUGCAUAGUUCGCAAACAAUGUUAUUAUGAUCUAAAGACACGAUAACGCGCAAGAAAUAAAAUAAGAAUUGUAUAUUUUUCAUA
Messenger RNA from Megalopta genalis, 1814 nucleotides. NCBI's taxonomy places the organism in Eukaryota, Metazoa, Arthropoda, Insecta, Hymenoptera, Halictidae. The record is from RefSeq and is a predicted model, not a curated record.